Molecule: messenger RNA, 1656 nt
Organism: Pundamilia nyererei
Lineage: Eukaryota; Metazoa; Chordata; Actinopteri; Cichliformes; Cichlidae
Product: protein eyes shut homolog
Exons: 9
Coding region: 1-1656 (551 amino acids)
Molecular function (GO): calcium ion binding
Source: RefSeq, a predicted model, not a curated record
AUGUUGUACGUGCUUGUCUGUACAUUUAGUGAUGCUGAGGACUGGUUCUGCGAGUGCCCCCCAUUAUACACCGGACGGCUGUGCCAGCUCACCUCCUGUGAGCGCAACCCCUGCAGUCACGGAGCCACAUGCAUCCCGAAGUCACCAUUAGAGGCCGUUUGUCUGUGUCCCUAUGGAAGACAGGGUCUGCUGUGUGACCAAACCGUCAAUAUCACUCGUCCCAGAUUCAGUGGAAGUGAUGAGUUUGGUUACACCUCCUUCGUGGCUUAUUCCUCCAUCCCGAGCCUCAGUUUCUUCUACGAAUUCAAGCUGAAGUUUACGCUUGCAGACAGUUCCUCUGCCGUCAAAGACAACCUCAUGCUGUUUGCUGGACGUAAAGGACAAGGCAAUGAUGGGGACGACUUCCUUGUUUUGGGAUUAAAAAGCGGAAGACUUGUACACAGAUUCAACCUCGGAUCGGGGAUAGCAACCAUCGUUAGUGAUCGACUGAACCAUCAGAUCAACAUCCACACCGUCACGUUUGGAAGGUCUAAGAAAACAGGAUGGCUGAAGGUUGACGGCCAACGUAACAGGACAGGAUUGUCUCCAGGACCUCUGGUGGGCCUCAAUGUUUUCAACCAGCUCUUUGUAGGUGGAUAUAAUGAGUACACCCCUGAACUACUGCCACUUGGCUCCAGGUUCCGUCAUGGCUUUCAGGGGUGCAUUUUUGAUGUGCACUUUCGCACAAGGAGAGACGGAAAGUUCCAAGCGCUGGGACAACCUGCGGGUCAUCCAGCCUUUGGGCGCAGCGUGGGUCAGUGUGGCGUCACCCCUUGCGUUCACGUUAAGUGCAGGAACGGCGGGACGUGCGUGGAUUCUGGCUCAUCUGUGUAUUGCCAGUGCCCAUUUGGAUGGAAGGGAGCGCUCUGUUCCGAGACCGUGUCAGUGUGUGAUGUCGAGCACAGCCCCCCUCCUUUGUGCGCCCACGGCUCCACCUGCAUCCCUCUGCCGAAUGGAUAUACCUGCCAGUGCCCCCUGGGAACAGCAGGAGUCUACUGUGAGAAAGCUGUGACCAUCAGUGAUCCAUUCUUCAGUGCUAACCUCUCCUCCUGGAUGUCAUUCCCACCUAUGAGUAUAAGACACAGGACUGAUUUGCAAGUGCAGUUCCAGCCGUUAUCACCUGAUGGCAUCCUCGUCUACAUUGCGCAACAUCUCAGUGCCAGAGCUGGAGACUUCUUCUGCCUCUCACUGGCAUCUGGGUUUGUCCAGCUGCGAUACAAUCUUGGGGACGGCACCCACAUCCUGCAGUCCUCUGAACAAGUGGACUUAAGCGGCAGGACCUGGCUCACGGUUAAGGCUGGCCGAACUGGUAACCGAGGCUUCCUCAGUCUGGAUAACAAGGAAGUUAGAGAAAAUGUGACUGAAGGCAUGGCCACACUCGAUGUUGCUACUGACGUCUUCGUCGGAGGCGUGUCGACUCUGAGCUUUGUCUCCACGGAUGCAACUGAAGGGGAUCCUGUGAGCUUCACUGGUGGCCUGCGAGAGUUAACACUCAAUGAUCGAGAGUUUGAGUUAACAGAGAGGGGAGCUUUAAGUGGGGCCAACAUAGGUGACUGGGAUGGGACAGCCUGCGGGUACAAGACCAAGGUGGAGAUUUUUGGCUGUAAUGCACAGUAG